This is a messenger RNA of Gongylonema pulchrum, 387 nucleotides long. Lineage: Eukaryota; Metazoa; Nematoda; Chromadorea; Rhabditida; Gongylonematidae. The record is from the annotation of a GenBank genome assembly.
AUGGCCAGAAUUGGUGAAAAACGCCAACAGCCAGCAGACUCCGUAACAGGAUGCAGCGAUGCAUCCACAUCCGGGCAGUUUCCAGAUAUUCCGCUAGAUUUAGCUGCCCCUAAACGGUUCCGAUUUAUGAUUGACCACCUGCUGAACUUCGAUGAUGACGAGAAAACCGAGAAGCAGCAGAUGCCUCCAAAAGGCCAUGAUGAUGAUGAUAGCGGACCGGGAAGUGUGGAGCCAGAGGAAUGUGGUAGUGGAAUUGCCAGUGGUACGGAACAAACACUGAAAACUUCCCCGCCUGCUGGGAAUUCCCAACUGCUGCAACAUGUCACUUGCCGACUGGAAGGACGAGAGUUAUGGAGUAAAUUUUAUGAACUAAGCACCGAAAUGAUU